AUGUCUCAAGAUCGAGGCCGCAGUGGCGGUGGGUUCCCCACACGAGGUGGUGACCGAGGACGCGGUGGUGGUGAUCGAGGAGGUCGCGGUGACAUCAACCUUGUUGUUGGUCGCGGCCGUCCUGACUACCGUGGCGGUGGUGACCGAGGCCGCGGCGGUGGCCGCGGAGGUUUCGCUCGUCCUGAGAUGGGUCCUGGCAAAAUGUGGGAAAACGUGCCCGCAAUCAACACCAAGAACAUUCAGUUCGAGGAAGCUGUCACCAAGACAAACAAAGAUCAGAAGGCCAAGAUCGGUGAGAUUGCUCUGCGUCCAUCAUACGGAACAUUAGGAAAGAAGACGAAUCUUCGAGUCAACUUCUUUGCCAUGGAGUUCAAGCCUGGAGUCACUUGGUUUUGCUACAAGGUUGGUAUUAAGCCCGAGCCGAGUCCCCGCCGCCUCUUGAAGGAGAUCUUCUGGAAGUUGCUGCAAGAUCCUCGUAUCAAGACUGUACAUGGAGCAUCAGAUAGUGCUGCUGAGGUGAUUACUGUGGGAAAGAUCACUGGAUCUCUUGCCUUCAAGAUCGGCCUCGAAGCCGGCGUCAAGAAGGAAGACAAGGUUUACGACGUUACUCUGUCUGAGGGAAUUGAAAUCGACCACAAAGUUCUGAACGGCAGCCUUCUUGAUUUGAAGCAGGAACAUGUUCCUUCGGAGCUCAUUGCUGUUCGAGCAUUGAACAUCCUUAUGGCUGGAUAUCCUGCUGAAGAUCCAAAGGGUGUUGCAAUUAUCGGGAAAGGACGCAACAAGUACUUCUGGAUUGAUGAACGCAAACAGAAUGCUGACCUCUCCGGUGGACUCGAGUGUGUUCGUGGUUUCUAUUCCAGUGUUCGACUUGCAGCUGGCCGUGUUCUCCUGAACUUAAACGUGAAUCACAGUGCCUUUUUCCGCCCUGGCCCAUUGCAGAAUCUGAUGAUGGAAUUUGAACGCAACUGGGGAAAUGACCCUCAGCUUCUCAACCGGUACAUUCGCGGUGUUCGAGUUGAGCUUAAUCAUCUGAAGCCUGAUCUCAAGAACGGCAAGUUUCGUCAGCGCUCUAUCUGGGGUCUUGCAGCACCUCGUGAUGGUCAUGGAAACCCGAAUCCUCCCCGCAUCAAGUUCAUGGGUGCUGGUCCUGACGAUAUUCAGUUUUAUGAAUCCGACCGAGAGCACCCAGCUUACCCUAGUAUUCAACUUCGGAAUACUCAGAAGCCUUGUGUGAACAUUGGCAAUUCCUCCAAGCCCGUCUACGUUCCUAUGGAGGUCGCCUCUGUCCUUCCUGGCCAGGUUUACAACGGUGAACUUCACACUACUCAACGCCAGAACAUAAUCAAGCACAGCUGCCGUCCACCUUCGGCCAAUUUUGCAUCGAUAAUUGAUGAUGGACUCAAAUUGAUGGGUGCUUACGGCAAAGAGACUAUGGUCCGUGGUUUCAAAAUCGCUCCUGAAAUGUGCGCUUUCCCGGGACGGAUUCUCAGUGCUCCUAAUCUGCGAUAUGGAAACGUUCGAGAAACUCCUCGCGGUGGUUCUUGGAACCUGAUGAAGAAGAAGUUCACCGAGGGUGGCAAGUGCAACUCCUGGGGCUGCCUCGUUCUUUUCCGCAAAUACGGUCUUCAAGGUGAUAUUGCCCGGGCUAUGGGGUCCUUCCAGGCUCAGUUGAAGUCCCUUGGUGUCAGUGUUCCCAAUCCAGGACCGACUAAGAGUGUCGAGCUCCAUGACCGAAACUGGCGUGAGCAGGUCGAGACUGUUAUGCGGGAGGCCAAGUCCCACUUUGAGUUGUUGGUCGUUAUUCUUACCACCAUGGAUGAGAAGACCUUCAGCUGGGUGAAAUUUGUCGGAGACUGCCGCGUUGGUAUACUAAACCACUGCAUGCAGGCUGAGAAGUUCAUGAGGGGAGAUGUGCAAUACCUUGCCAAUAACGCCAUGAAGGUAAAUUUGAAGCUGGGAGGCGUCUGCCAGAUGCUCGACCAAGCAUCUCCUAUCAUGGCCCGCACCAUGGUUGUUGGUCUUGACGUGACCCACCCGUCUCCUACGGACCCCGAGUCUUUCCCAAGUCUCGCAUGCAUUGUUGCUAGUGUUGACGGUCGGGCCGGACAAUGGCCUGGAGAGAUUCGCAUCCAAGAACGUCGUCAAGAAAGUGUCAUUGACUUGAAGCCCAUGCUUCAGAGCCGCCUUCAACGAUGGAAGAAGGGAAACAAGGACCAACUGCCCGCUAACAUCCUCGUCUAUCGCGACGGAGUGAGCGAAGGCCAGUAUAUGAUGGUCCUGGAAAAGGAACUGAGAGAAAUCAAGUCUGCUAUCGAGGCAACCUACAAGACUGCGACUCAACCCAAGGUGACUGUUAUUGUAGUUACCAAGCGACACAAUGUUCGAUUCUAUCCUACAACCAAGGCAGACACAGAUAAUAAGAUGAACGCACACAAUGGAUCUAUACUUGAUCGCGGAAUCACUCGCCCGAGACAGUGGGACUUCUACUUGCAGGCUCAGUCCGCUCUCCAGGGAUCUGCCCGCCCAGCUCAUUAUAUUAUCAUUCACGAUGAGAUCUUCACAAAUGACCCCAAGGCUGUUGACAAUGUGCAGGAAAUCACUCACAACAUUUGUUACUUGAUGGGACGCUGCACUCGCUCUAUCUCCUACGCUACCCCUGCGUUCUUGGCUGAUAAGUUCUGUGAUCGAGCUCGCAAGUAUGCUCGUGCCUACUACAGCCAGGAAGCAGAUGUCCGCGGCAACCCUCAGAAUGUUCCAGCUCCCUCGGAUUCUGUUGUGCGUCUCGCGACUUCGAUGUCCGAGCGCAUGGUCUACAUCUAA
Penicillium taxi is the source of this 2820-nucleotide messenger RNA. RefSeq names its product argonaute/piwi family protein. NCBI's taxonomy places the organism in Eukaryota, Fungi, Ascomycota, Eurotiomycetes, Eurotiales, Aspergillaceae. The coding region runs from base 1 to 2820 and encodes 939 amino acids. The record is from RefSeq and is a predicted model, not a curated record. The transcript is spliced from 3 exons. Gene Ontology annotation, molecular function: protein binding; RNA binding.